This is a messenger RNA of Halichondria panicea, 2321 nucleotides long. RefSeq lists its product as uncharacterized. The record is from RefSeq and is a predicted model, not a curated record. Lineage: Eukaryota; Metazoa; Porifera; Demospongiae; Suberitida; Halichondriidae. The transcript has a single exon. Bases 436 to 2268 code for a protein of 610 amino acids.
GAGUAACUGUGACAAAGUUAUAGUAAUUUUAAAAGGGCCACUCUGUGCAAAUAUACACUCAUUGACAAUGCAAAUACACCCUUUUUAAAUGUCCACUCACUUUGCACACGAAAGUAAUACCCUAUUUCCGAAUGCAUGUGUAUUUGAGCAAAGGUUAAUGAAAGUAUAUAGUUGGCACUUUGGGAAUUCCUAGUAACUGUACACUUAGAGUGAAGAAUGACGUGUAAUUAGUCAACUCUUUGAUGUCAUGUACUGUCAGAUAUGAUCCAAGUAUAGGUGAGACAUUAAAAGCAACAACUGUAAAGGACACACAAAAGGAAAUUGAAGAACAUAAUGAAAACAACGCCUACAAAAAAAUCACUCAGAUAGACUCAGUAAACACAACAGACUCGUUUUUCUCUUAGUUAGUAGAAUAUAAUACUAUAGGCAAAAGAAAUGGCUAAAAGCAAAAUUGUGAUCUAUUUGAUUAUAGUUACCAUACAUCUCUUGUCUACAACACUUUCACAAGCUAACCAACAGUUUUCUGAUGGAAGUAGAACAAACACGAGUUGUCUGGUGGACACUGACUGCCCUAUUUGGGCUGAAUGCAAUAACACGAAAUGUGUCUGCAAAGAAAUGCUACAGAAUCACAGAACUGUCCACUGCAGUGAAGAAUUACAACUGUCUGUCAUUAGAUGCCACUGUGUGACGUAUGACAAUAGGACUGAUGAAUUGACAGAAGGAAGUUGUUUUCAGAAUUGCGAGAAUAAUAACAACAAAAAUGAGUACCUUCCAUUGCCAAAAGAUGUUUCUCAACUAAACCAGUUCAUGUGUGAGGAGAGGUGGAACAGAACAGGAAGACUGUGUGGGAGGUGUCUACCUGGACACUCUCCACUGGCUUACUCUUACGACAUGCGAUGUGUGAAAUGCCCUGAGGGGAACAAAAAUAUCUGGAAAUACGUUCUAGUGGCUUUUGGCCCUUUAACAGUAUUUUACAUGAUCGUUUUAUUUUGCAGAAUUAAGGUCAAAUCUAAACAUUUCCAUGGGUACCUUAUUGCAAGUCAAAUACUAUCAGCACCGGUAUUUGUUCGCACAGUUUAUCUAUAUUUAGAGCAUCAUUCAAAGUUGCAGGUCUAUAUAGUUGUUGGGACCAUGUAUUCAAUGUGGAACCUGGAUUUCUUCAGAGGCCUCUACCCUGAUAUAUGUCUUAAUGUGUCCACAUUCACAGUCUUAGCUCUGGACUAUGCAGUGGCUAUCUACCCACUACUACUGACUGUUGUCUCCUACAUCUUGAUCGAGUUGCAUGCUAGAAACUUCAAACUAGCCAUUAUCUUGUGGAAACCAUUCAGGUACCUACUGCAACCAAUUUUGAGAGAUAGGAAUAGCAGAAGAACAGUUAUUGAUGCAUUUGCAACAUUUUUCCAACUGUCUUUUGUUAAAAUGGCUUCCGUCUCAGUAGAUCUUCUUACUCCUGUUAGAGCCUAUAAACUCAACACCAACAGUAGUGCAGCAACCUGGGUGCUAUAUUAUGACACUACUAUCGAAUACUUUGGGGAAGAACACCUCCCGUCUGCUAUGCUUGCACUUCUAUUUCUUUCUCUAUUUGUACUUUUACCAAUACUGCUACUGAUAGUCUACCAGUUUCGCUGGUUUCAGAGACUGCUGAGCUGUCUGAAGCUUCGUCAUCAAUUGCUACAGGAGAUCAUGGAAUCAUUCCAGAGCUGCUACAAGAAUGGAAUCGAGCCAGGAACGAAAGACCAUAGAUGGUUUGCAGCUGUACCAAUGGUGGGUCGGUAUACUCUACUUGUAGUAUUUGCUUUGAUCCUUGAGCCAACAUAUUUCCUAUUUGCAAUAGCGAUCAUCAUUUUGGUCAUGAUACUAAUAACAAUCGUUGAACCAUACAAGAAACAAUUUUCAAAUCAUGCUCGAACAGAUAUCGUAUUUUGGGGCAUCCUGGCUAUCUUCUUUGGAUUCAAUGAGAGUACAAUGUACAACUCUCUAAGACCUGCUGAAUUAUUAAGAUCAUCGCAGGUAAUACGAGUAAUUGUUGCAGCUUUUCCACUUCUAUAUAUGGUCUGCGUAAUAUGCUUCCUCAUACUUUCCAAAAUCAGAAAAAAAAGAAUACUUAUUGGACGAAUCAGAGCCUGGAGGAGAGGAUACGUGAACAUUGAGCGUGACUCUGAGGCAUCUUUGCCAGAUAGAAUGGUAAAUCCAGAAAACUAUAUUAAAGAAGUGAGCCUAGUCGAUCCAGAUACAUACUACACUAAUCCAUGCAAUGCCAUUAACUAAAUAGUCAGUAUAGAAUCAGUUAAGCCAACGAUUACAUCAUUGUCAAUUAUACA